Molecule: messenger RNA, 759 nt
Organism: Candida tropicalis MYA-3404
Lineage: Eukaryota; Fungi; Ascomycota; Pichiomycetes; Serinales; Debaryomycetaceae
Exons: 1
Coding region: 1-759 (252 amino acids)
Source: RefSeq, a predicted model, not a curated record
AUGUCGCAGAAGCUGCAUCAAUUGACUAAUGCGUCUAGUUUCACUGAAUCUUCGUCAAACAAUACUUCAACGUCAAAGACAAAGAAGGUUCUGAAACAUACCGACGCUUCUAGGUAUAUGGUUACACCACGAACAGCCGAACAGGAGCCUCCAGUCGAAAGCUCAACUGCAAAGCAAUCACAGAAAUCAUACGCAAUAUUAGAUUUUUCACCAAGAAAGAAGACAGCCUUGAAGGACAACGACGUACUGAUUGAAUCAAUAGAUGUUGGUGAUAGUUUCGAACAAUUGAUGAAUGAUACGGGUAGCUCCGUAGAUCGUGAUCAUGUUGUAGAAGAAAGAGAAGGACAGAAAGGUCAAGAUAUCGAGUCUAAUUCGGAUAGCUAUUAUAAUCAACUUGAAAACUCUUCUAUUAUUGAACAUCUAACUGAUGAAAGAGCUAUCUUUGAGUUUAAUUCUCACCCUUUGUCACAUGUCAGGUUAGGUAUGACACAUGAUUCUACUAUUGAUUGUGGAUACAAUUUAUCCAGGGACUUGCUGUUUGUUGAUUGGGCAAGUGAGUUAUCUAGACUAGCACAAGAGCAGAUCCAGUUAUAUAAAGCAUUAGUUGCUAGGAGAUAUAAACUAUUCUACCAGUUUGAUAUAUUAAAUUCUAUUGUGAAUGAUCAUGCUUUAAAAUUGCAACUCGAGGAGGAUCAAUUGGUUGAGAAAAUAAAUCAAUUCAAAAUGCGCUUAGCAGAAAUUAUAGAAUUAAAUUUAUAG